Messenger RNA from Medicago truncatula (barrel medic), 1321 nucleotides. RefSeq lists its product as uncharacterized. Gene Ontology annotation, biological process: biosynthetic process. The transcript is spliced from 6 exons. Gene Ontology annotation, molecular function: isomerase activity. The record is from RefSeq and is a predicted model, not a curated record. Bases 132 to 1010 code for a protein of 292 amino acids. Lineage: Eukaryota; Viridiplantae; Streptophyta; Magnoliopsida; Fabales; Fabaceae. Gene Ontology annotation, cellular component: cytoplasm.
ACAUAAACUUUUAUACAAUGUUAUCAUUUAAAGUCUUGGAGGCGGCUGAGCUGUGUAUAGUACAUAUGCUCAUUCCAUAGGGACAUCGACCAGUUUCAUCAGCAAGACCUGUUACUGUUAGAAUAUCUUCAAUGGCAAAGAAACCUGUGAAAUACUACGUGGUGGAUGCAUUCACAGAUUCAGCAUUCAAAGGGAAUCCAGCAGCAGUGUGUUUACUAGAAGAAGAUAAAGAUGAUGAAUGGUUGCAAUUAGUAGCUGCUGAAUUCAACAUCUCUGAAACAUGUUAUUUGACUCCUAUUCAUGGAACCUCUAUUCCUCGUUUUGGUCUUAGAUGGUUUACUCCUGUUGCUGAGGUCAAUCUUUGUGGCCAUGCCACACUAGCAGCUGCACAUACACUACUUUCAUCUGGUUUGGUGGACAAGAAUGCUAUUGAAUUUGUGACACGAUCUGGAAUUUUAACUGCGAAGAGGACCGAUGUCACUAGUGCACUGAAUUUGCAGAACGGUGAAGCUCCGGUUGGAUUUUAUAUUGAAUUGGAUUUUCCUGCUGACCCUAUUGCAGAAUUCAAUUCUAAUGACACUUCACUCAUUUCUGGAGCAUUGAAUGGUGCUUCCAUUAUUGAUAUAAAGAGGACAACAAAUGGAGAUAAUUUACUUGUUCUUGUCACAUCUGGAGAAAAUGUCACAGAAGUACAACCACAAUUUGAUGCAAUUGUUAAAUGUCCCGGGAUGGGGAUAAUUGUUACAGGGAUCGCUCCUCCAGAGUCCGGAUUUGACUUCUACAGUCGAUAUUUCUGCCCGAAACAUGGAAUCAAUGAGGAUCCUGUUUGUGGGAGUGCACAUUGUGGCUUGGCACCCUAUUGGAGCAAGAAGUUGGGGAAGUGUGAUUUAAAGGCUUAUCAGGCAUCAGCUAGAGGGGGAAUUCUCAAUAUUCAUAUUGAUGAACAAAAACAAAGAGUUUUUUUGCGUGGGAAGGCUGUUACAGUGAUGGAAGGAUCUGUUUUGGUCUAGUCCUAGUCCUAACAUUGCAGUCAAAUACAUGCACCAAUACAUGUAAUAAUUACUAUCAGAUGAUAAAAUUGUUAUUGGAGCACUUAAUUAUUUUGGUCUAGUCCUGAGCAUUUUGUGUAUUUGAUAUACACAAAUCUUGGUUUGAGUGUUGUAGGAUUUAUUAAGUUGAAUAAAUUGGUCUGGUGAUUGCUUUUGAGUUGGCAUCAUCUAGUGGAAUAGUUGUUCAUAUUCAUCCAAUGCAUGAGCAGAUAAAAAUGAUAUUGAUGUUUGGAAACCUUGUUAAUGUCAUGAAUAGAUGUCGUCUAUUUGAA